UAACAAGCUUUCGACUGUAUACUACAGCCAUGAUCACGUGUAUCAGCUUUUAGUUUGACCUUAUAAGGGUUUUUUUACAUUAUGACCGGCGAUAAAAAGUUAGGGGACGAGGUUAUCCUCAGUUUCAUCGUAGGUGUCAAAUUUUCACAAGGGUACCAACGAUGGAGAGAAAAUAAUAAAGGGGUUUUCCCAUCUCAGUGAAAAAAAUACUUGAAAGAAACAGAAAGUUGUUUGUGUGUAUUAAGUAAAUUUGUGUGGUAUAGCUAGCAGAGAUGUAGAGAAAUCACCUAAAUGAGUAGCAUCCCCACCGAUGACGUUGUCUCAGAAGAACAAGAAAACUUUUUACGGUUUUUUCUUCUCCUCGAUUUAAGCACAAAAACUUUGCACGACUAUUUGGGGCGAUAUUUUAAAGUAAACAAUCCAACUGAGUUUUACAAGGAACUUCAAUCAGUUAAAAAUGAACUCAAAUUACAUCCAGCCCAAAGACAAAAGCUUUUCCCAAAGAAUAAGAAGACAGUAAUCGAUCAGAUUGAUAUAACCUUGACUUCUCUUUUACUUCGAACUUCGAAGUGUACUCCAAAUCCUUGCCAGGCUGAUUUGGAUGUCAUUGAUUGUGUUCGUAUAAAUCGAAAUAAAAAAGCGCACGCAGGCAUUUAUUCAAUUAGCACACCGGACUUCUGCCAGCAAUGGGGAGACCUGACUAAAGCGUUGGUAAAACUAGGGGCUGAUAUCAAUGUAAUUCAAAGGCUUUACCGUCAAACAUUAGAUGCUUUUGCGCAUAAACAAUUAGCAAAUUUGAAGGAUAAACAUAAAGGAGUUUGGCAUGAUAUCCAGCCAACUCUUAAAGAGUUUCAUGGCAGGGAUCGUGAAAUAAAUGAUAUCCAUGUUGCAAUGGUAAAUGAUGCAUCAAGAGGGUGUGUCAUUGUAGGGCAUGGUGGAGUUGGCAAAACACAAUUGGUCAUUAAGUAUAGUAACCAGUUUGUCACUCACUAUACUGGUAAUGUUAUUUGGAUUAAUAGUGAUACACGUAGCAAUCUUGAAAAGUCAUUUAAUUCUGUAGCCAACUUCUUAAAUUUGACUAAUUCAAAGGGUACAGAAGAAGAACUUGAUGCUAAAAGUAAAGUCUUAAAAGUCUACAGAUUUUUCGCUGGUACAUCUUGCUUGUUUGUUUUUGACGAUGCAAACGAUAUAAAACUGGUGACUGAAUAUUUGCCCAAACUGCCACCGGGCGUGCAGCAACCAAAGUUGUUGAUAACCAGUCAAAGCAUUGAGUGGGGUAGUCAGUUUGUUGUGAUUCCUUUAGAUGUGUUCACAGACAACGAAGCGAAAGGAUUUGUUGAAAACUCCUUAGGUUUGGAUGUAUCAAGCAGAGAUGAGGUUCAGCUUCUCUGCAAGGAACUUGGGAAUCUACCAUUAGCUUUACAGCAAGCUGUAUCUUUCAUUAAAAAACAUGUUUCAGUUGAAGAGUAUAACAAAAUGUUGCAAACUUGCAAAGUUAAACUACUUAACAGAGAAAUAAAUUUGGAAAAUUACUCAAAGAAUUGCAUCAGAACAUUCGAUCUUGCUAAAAACAAACUUUUUGAAAGUGGUGAUGAAGACGCAAUUGAACUUUUAAAUCUCAUGUCAUACAUGGAUGGCAAAAAUAUUACAAGAAAGUUUCUGCAAAAUUUCUUAUCAGACGAAUUUGCCUUCACUAGCGCAUUGGAUGUUUUAGCUGAAUAUUCGUUGAUUCGUUUUCAAGGGAAUGACAUCUACGUCCACAGUUUAAUUCAAUGUGUAAUAAGAUAUGAAAUAACUUCUCGAGUUUUGAGCUGGCAAGAAAAGAUAUCACAUGCGAUUUUUCCGUCAAAAACUUAUCCUGGAAUUUUACUUGGUGUCAUUAAAGGGUAUGUGGAUCGUGUUGACGUCAAUACAGAGGACGAUAAAGAAAUUGAUUCGUUAUGGGUGACACAUCUAGUUAGCCUGUUUAAACAUUGUAAAGAAGAAAACUUUGUAGCGGAUUAUAUACUAGAUAAAAACCUAGUCACACCCAUGUGCGAUUAUUACGAAGAUAUGUGCCAAUAUAACACUGGUUAUAAUGUCUUUCUGAACAUGUUCGAAGAGUAUAGCAAAAAAUACGGACCCGAAAAUCGAAAAUUAUUAAACCUUCAAAAUUGCAGAGCGAUGUUACUGGAAAAGUUUGGAAGAAAAAGAGAUGCAUUGGAGAUCUUUUAUACAGUGGAGAAGGGAUACAAAAAAGCUAUAGGGAAGAACCAUGUGUUUACUUUAGGAGCGAAAAUCAAUAAGCUUUCUUGUUUACUUAAUUGCGGACUAUACAAGCAUGCCGAAAUCGAGGUUGCAACUAUAAGAAAAUUAUUUAAAAAACUAGACCGGAAACUACAGAUAAUCUUUAACGAUCUGCAAGGAAGUUUGUUGUUUAUACAAGGUAAUUUUACAGAAGCUUUAAAGCUAAUAGAGAAAUGCAAAGGGGAUGUUUUAUCUAGAUGUCCCAGAGAUAACUCUAGACGACUUUGCUCAAGUCAAUACAGUAUAGCUAAUUGCUAUUUUCGACUGGGAAAAUACGAGGAAGCUAAAGAAAUAUUUGAAGAAGUAAAGCAUCGUUAUUUGAAUUUUUACAACGACGAAAGUCAUGAAAAAGUUUACAUUGCAAAACGAAGUAUUGCGAAGUGUUUGUUGUACCUAAACAAAACCGAUGAAGCUUUGGAAAUGCUAGAUGAUGUUUUGACGGGACUUCUCGAGCAAUUUGAUGAGUACAAUGCAGAAUAUUUAUCCGCCGAAUAUUUCAAAGUGAUUGGUUUGAUCGACAAAAAAGACAUUGAUGCUGCAAAGGCGCUUAUCGUGAAGAAUAUUGACAAAAGAAGCGACCUGAUUGGUGAAGUUCAUGAAUAUGUUUUGCUAUCCAAAUUUCAAUUUGCACGUUGCCUUAUGGAAGAAAUGCAAAUCGAGAGAGCAAAAAACGAGUUAUUAGUUAUCGAGGCAAGUCAGAAGGCAGCACUAGACGAGCUACAUCCGGACGUUUUGGAAACACAGUUCUAUGUUGGACUUUGUUAUUCCAAGUUAGGCGACGCAGAAAAUGCCUUGAUGACACUAAGUAAUGUUUUUAAAGGACAAGAAAAGACUUUAGGGUCACAUCACCCAAGUACGAAGAAGACCAGAGAAUUUUUAAAUUGGUUAGAGCAACAAUAAUUAGACAACAAUACGAUAAUUGUUUUAACUUUAGGCUAAAUGUUUUUUGAUCUUAAAAUGCACUACUUCGGCUUUGUUUUGUGUGUGAUUUAUAAGUAAUUUUAGUCCACAACACUGUGAAUAUUUUGUCGAAGUAUAUUUAUUGAUAAAACCUUAGAUUAUUAUUUAUAUUUUUAUGUAAGAAAAAUAAGCUUAUAGUGUUAUCUCGUUUAAACAUCGCAACAAAAUUUGUGCCAACACAAGUUGGAGGGAGCGUUUCCUUUAUUUUCUUUAUUUUGACGGAGUGAAGCAAAUACGAUUAGUACAAAGUUGGAAGUUUACUUCAAGUCAAGAAAAUUUUGCGAAAUUUUGAGCCUUGAAAUCACGAAUUUAUUUCUCUGUUUUGUAAAAAUUUUGUAGUAAUUUUUUUUUACUGAAACGAUGUUUUUGACUGAUUUCUAAUCUGUUAUUUUACGGUGGAAAUAGGAAACUUUAUUUUCACAUCAACGCGAAAAUGAUUUUUCUUGUUUUUCUGCAUUUUUUUCACAAAAAAAUUCUGAUCUUAUUAAAAAAUAGGAAAUAAAAAAUAAAAAAUGUAAUUCUUAACUUCUUUGAAAUAUUUAUAUGCACAUAAAGUAUUAAACUUAUGUGUUCAGUUUAGAGAACAUUGUAUUUAUUAUUGAAAAUAUUCGGUAGCUAUCCGUUAGUUUGUACCGAGAAAAAACUGUAUAAAUUGGUUUAAAAUAAAAAAAAAUAAACGCCGAACACUAUAGAUAUAAACAAAUAUAACUAAACGUUUUUUACAAGCGUCCGACGUUGAAAUGCUCAUACUGGUGUCCAGCAAUGUAAGGGACUGCUUUAGACAAUUAAUAGUUAAAAUUGGACAUCAAACCUUCUGUAGUAAUAGUAAUAGUAGAAACAAUGCAAACAAACACGUGUUAUAAAAACAUGCAUAGCUACAGCUGGGAUGACAGUGAUGUAGCUGUGAGAGGUUUAAGCCUUUCAUCGGGUGGUUGCUUGUAAUAUCCUUACCGUACUGCGCUUUAAAUGUGAUGUUGCAGCUCCUCUUAGUGCUGCAACGACUUGCUUCUAUGACAGAUCUGUUAGAGCGCUAUUAUAUCUUUUUCUUGCAUAGAAUGUGAUUUGCAGUCGAGGCAAUGGAAUGGAAUCCUUUUUUUACUUUGUGCUCAGUUUGUUUUGUUUCGUGUAUAGAUAUUUGGAUGGUUAACGUUUUACCUAAUAUGGUAAAAAAAUCCCGCAAAGAAAACUUUUAAUUUGCUAUUACUGUUGCUUCGAACCAAAGUUUAUGUUUAAAACAAAAGUUGGAACAAGCUUCUUCCUAAACGCUUACUUUGAGUUUUGUGUGGACGUUAAAACUUCAACUGAUUGUCGUUCAUUUUUUCUUUAAUUGGAUACCUUGGAAAAAACACGCUGUAGUUGGACUGCACCAGUAUUUACUGUUUUAAAGUGUUUUAAAUUAUGAUGUGGGUGAUAUUUCAAUUUAAGGCUAAGGAGAAGACAUUUUCGCGGAUAAAAUCUAGGUUUAUUUGCCGC
Hydractinia symbiolongicarpus is the source of this 4719-nucleotide messenger RNA. RefSeq lists its product as uncharacterized. The coding region runs from base 292 to 3186 and encodes 964 amino acids. The record is from RefSeq and is a predicted model, not a curated record. Gene Ontology annotation, molecular function: protein binding; ADP binding. Lineage: Eukaryota; Metazoa; Cnidaria; Hydrozoa; Anthoathecata; Hydractiniidae. The transcript is spliced from 2 exons.